UUCAGUUUGAGUUUGUCUGUCGGGCCGUUAACAGCUAUUCCUCGGGAGCUUGGAUCGUUUAUUCGAAUUGGUAGUUUGGAGUACCACAACAGAAGUGAGAGAAGAGCAGACUAGUGAGUGAAGAGAAGAGAAGACGAUUGAACAUCUCAGAGAACAAACAUCGGGCAUCGAUAUACUUCAUGGGAGGUUGCUGGUGGAAGAGCAACCAGUUCAACAGUAUAUGGAAAGAGCUUGAGCGAACAAGGUGGAUUCAAAAAAGUUGCAGCCAAGGAAGGUGUGUUGUUUGGAGUGGGAAAAAUACCUACACGCUGUAAGGCGUUUAUGAGUUUAUGUGAGAAUAACUACAGCUGGAUGUGAAAAUUACUAUCAAAGGAUUAUCAAAUUUAUGGUGAACUUGCGGAAUAAUUAUUUCUAAAAGCGGCAACAUAAAACGCAAACGUGGAUUUAACAACUAGUGGAUUAUUGAGCCCAAUGGUGAUACUGGACGGAGAAACAAUGUUGCAAGUUGGAAACAAUCAGUACCUUCAGCCAGAUUAUCUUUCCCCGCUGCCCACAACGUUGGAUGCAAAAAAGAGCCCUUUAGCGCUCUUAGCACAGACGUGCAGCCAGAUUGGAGCUGAUUCCGGAAACAUAACGGUAAAAUCGUUAGUGUCGCCGCAGGAGAAAAAUAAAAAAUCAUCCUCUACAAUGCCUGCCGCCUCCAUGGAUAACGGAGUAGCAUCGGGCAGCUCGCGAUCGCCGUCGGUAAAGACUGAAAAGUCGGACUCGUCACCGGAAAUCAAACUAGCAUUCAAGCCAUACGAAAUGAAUGUGCUUACAACCAAGAUUAAAAGUGAAGAUCGGCCAUCUUCGAAAAUGAGCAGUGGUAGUGAUGUUAUGAAUAACAAUAGUGUAAAUCAUGUUAACAAUAAUGAUAUAAAGAAAGAAGUGCGUACAUCUUCGAGGGGUAGUGCUGAAUCGCCAAAUCGUGCCGGAAGUGUCAGUCUAAAGAAUGGCGAUGUUUCUAGUGAAAAUGGUAAAAGCACGCCUGACGGAAGUAGUAGGAAAACAAAUUCUCCAAAUGAUCGUGACAAAUCUACUGCAAGCCCUAUUGUGCGUUCUGGUGCUGAAAUGAUGCAUGCUGGAAAAGACUUGUCAGGAUACAAACCUGGUGUUUACGGGAUCAACCCACUUACUGGAUUGCCGUCACCGUCGGGAAUGGAUCAUACAAACCCUGCCUUCAGACCUCCGUUUGCUGGAGCUUUUAGUCAUCAUCAUGCGGCCAUGUUGGCAGCAGCAUAUCCAGGAGCAGCAGCAGCUGCUGCCGCUGGUGCAAACCCGUAUCUUCAGUAUACUCGUGUUAAGACUCCGUCUGGUGGAGAAACGUUAGUUCCCAUUUGUAAGGAUCCAUACUGUACCGGAUGCCAGUUUUCUGCCCAUAACCAUCAGAUGAUGAUGGGUGGUCAGUGUCCUGCUGGCUGUACUCAGUGUGAUCACCAAAAAUACAGCCUGGCAAUGGCUAUGGGCACCCUACCGCCAGGUUAUCCAUAUCCUCCUUCUGCUACUCAGCCGGGAAGACCUUAUAUGUGUAACUGGGUUCUCGGCGAUUCUUAUUGUGGCAAGCGGUUCAAUACGACUGACGAACUGCUGUCACAUCUUCGCACGCAUACCGCCAAUUUAUCAGAUCCAGCAGCUCUAGCCCUGCAGCAACAGUUGAUGCCACUGAGUGGUAUCUUUCCACCCUCAUCACUGCAUCGAGGCUACCCCAAUCCUCCGCUAAGCCCUCUAUCCGCAGCCAGAUACCAUCCCUACGCUAAGCCUGGAGCGCUUCCGGCGGCGUUACCUGGUUCUCCUUACGGUGCGGCCUUCAACCCGGCUGCCUUUGGCCAGUACUAUUCGCCGUAUGCUGCCGCGCUUUACAGCCAACGGAUGGGAGCAGCAGUACAUCAGUGAGCGAUGGAUACUACCGAAAGUUCAGGAGCUAAUUGCUGAAAAUCUGUGAUAUUAAAAUUAUUCUACUGCAAACGAUGAGGAUAUUGUGGAGCGACGGAUAUAAAUUCGAUCGAACACAGACUAGUAAUUAUCAAAAUGAUUGUGUAUACCAAAUUGUGGUUGUAAAACUGGUUUCAAGACUUUAUUUUACCAUACUCAUAAAUCAGAAGUGAAACCAAAUACACGUGAACAAAUCAUAAAAUUAGUUUUGAAUCAUUGUUUAAGUUUACUUUAUUACCACCUUUGUUGGCAUAGAUGCCGUCGGCAAUUGGCUAUAAAUCAAUUGUACAUUUUUUCUUCUGAAUCAUUGGUGUUUCAAAAAAGUGAAGCCUUAAGUUUGAUUUAUAAUACGUUUUCUAUCAAUUAUUUAUUAUAUAUUUCUGAAAAGUGAAACAAAAAUCUUUUUCUGUUAGAACUAGUUUGAUCAAAAGCAAGCAUUUGAGAGGUUUAAACAUUAGAGCAUUUCACAAGAACUUAAGCAAAAAGUAUACUGUACAGCCAAAUCCUAAAUCAGAAAAUGAGAAGAGUUUAAACAUUAAAAAAUAGUGAGCCGCUAAAUCUUUAUUAAUUAACUUUAGGUGUACGUCAUGAGAAAGAAUAAAUGAUUUUUAAAGAAAACUCGUAA
Molecule: messenger RNA, 2596 nt
Organism: Uranotaenia lowii
Lineage: Eukaryota; Metazoa; Arthropoda; Insecta; Diptera; Culicidae
Gene: noc
Product: zinc finger protein Noc
Exons: 2
Coding region: 472-1932 (486 amino acids)
Biological process (GO): negative regulation of DNA-templated transcription
Cellular component (GO): nucleus
Source: RefSeq, a predicted model, not a curated record